AUGAUGGACGAGGAAGACGAGGAUGGAGUGGACAAUGAGGUUGACUCAGAUGAAUCCGGUGGAUCGGAUACUUCAGAUGAUAACGAAGAGGCGGAUCCGAUCCCCUCUUCUUGGAACCAUGAUUUGUCGGAGGCAAUGAUAGUCGAUGAUCGGCACGAUUCUGCCUGGGAGUACAGCAUGAACACCAUCUCAGUUGGUGCUAGAUAUGCUGACAAGAGACAUCUGCAGGAAGCAAUCACUCAGUGGGCAAUGAACACGCAAAGGGUAUUCAGAACCACCGUUUCAAGUCAGAAAUUCUUGACAGUGGUCUGCAGCGAUGCUAGAUGUCCAUCAAGGGUGCAUGGGUACUGUCCGAAGUAUGACACAACAUGGGUGGAGAUUGUAGAGAAUACAGCAAUGGGGGUUAAAGCCAUCCAGAGAAGAGUUCACCUUCAAUAUAAGUAUGUAAUUGAAUAUGGCAAGGCAUGGAGGGCUAAACAGACGGCACUGGAGAACAGAUUCGGGACCUUCUAUGAUGCUUAUGACGGUGUCGUCCGUCUCCUGCACACAUUGAAGGACCGGAAUCCGGGCACCCAUGUGGACAUACAAGACUUUGUGAUACCAGAGUUCCCUAAUGUCGGGGUUCCGCACGAGGUGUUUUUCGCAUUCAGCAUAUGCAUCGAGGCUUUCAUGCACUCGUCGUCCGGUGAUGUGUGUAGAUGGAACUUUUCUAACAGGGAGUUAAAAAAAUCGAUAGUGAAAGAUCGCGAAAAUGUGUGCGUGCUACAUGACAGGCAUGCAGGUAUACUUGCGGCUAUCAAGACUCUGGUAGAAGCCGGACCUGAUGAAGAGACGCCAUGGCAGGAUAUGCAGAGUAGGUGGUGCAUGCGCCACCUGGGGGCCAAUUUCUUCUCGCAGUUUAGGAGCAAGGGUCUUAUGAAUCUGUUCAAGAAGUUGUGCAAGCAGAAUCAAGAAUGCAAGUACACUUUUCUCCGCGGCAAGCUGGAUGAGUUCACUAAGGACCAUGUGCGGGACAGGUUAGCCGCCCGAGCUGCAUUAGUAGCAGCUCAUGCAGCAGCUGUGGCACAGGAUAUGGCGGCCCGCCCGUUGCUCGAUCCAGGGAUUGAUCAGAAACAUCGUGCAUCGCACUUGGAGUCCGACCCGCAGAGCAUCGACCCACUGCAGACCCGUACUCCAAAGAAGAACUGGAUGAUACACCCUCAGUGGGAAGACAGGUUGAAGUGGGCUGGACUACUACCUUUCGCUCGAUUAGUGGAGGCCCGAGAGAACGUUUCGCGUCUGAACUACGAUGCUACUUUGAUCACCUGCUUAGUGGAUCGAUGGAGGCCCGAGACCCACACCUUCCACUUUCGCUGGGGUGAGAUGGCUCCUACUCUAGAGGACGUGUCUAUGUUGCUGGGCCUUCCGUUGGCUGGUGAGCCCAUCGGCCCAUUGGAGGAACCCGUGGGAUGGAUGCACAGCAUGGAUGCACGUUUCGUUGGUGUUCGCGAGGGCGUUGGGCCUAUCUCUUUUGAGGCUCACGGCCCUCGUCAGGCGUGGCUACACGAGUUCCAGAUCGAGCAGUUCGGAUACCCCGAUGCACCGAUGACUGCGGCCCAGAUCACUCGCAGCUUGGAGGCGUACCUCAUGUGGCUACUCGGGAAGACGAUGUUCACGGACAAUCACGGGAACACGAUCAGUGCGCGGUACAUCCCUAUAGCUCAGGAGAUAGCUGAGGCCACAGAAGCAGAGGACAUCACACAGAGGAGCUGGGGUUCUGCGGUCUUAGCCGCUACGUACCGAGGUAUGUGUAAGGGUUGCCAGCUCACCUCGCAUGGUUCUGGAAUCGUUGGUUGCCCCCUCCUAUUGCAGCUCCGGUCCCGGACGAGGUUUCCCGUCGGCCGCCACGAUAUUGGUGCUUGGAGACAUUUUGGGCAUAAUCAGCUGCGGAAUUGCUACCCAAGCAUUCACGAGAGCAGUUUGACCUACUACUUGGAGAGCGAUGUUAGUUGGGAGCCAUACAGUGAGGACCACCGCGACGAGACAUACCCAGGCGGUAUAUCGUUGAUGUGUACCAGAGAUUGGGCCUACUGGAUGACGAAGGCGAAGAUCAUCUUCGAUAUCUUCGUGGAGGAGAUGUCGCAGCAGAGGGUCAUGAGACAGUUUGGAAUGCGUCAGUUGAUCGAGCCACCACCUCCCACAGUUCCACUACCACCACGCGUCCACGCGUACAACAGAAAAGGAGCGAACAAGACUGCUGUCGGAUGGGUACAACUCCUGGGUCCAUACAUCGCUGGUUGGGCCAAUGCGCCGGCCGUGUCAUGGGCCACUAGGGAGCCGUUUGAUCUUCAGGAAUUUCAGCAGUACUUGCGAGCGUACAUGCCUAGGACACGACUUCGUCUGAGCCAGGCGUGUGACCCAGUUGAGAUGGCUCCCUCGACACAGUGGGACACCUACCCUCGCCACUCCACUUCAGGCACUCGGCAUCACGCAGUAAGUCAACUAUAUUUUUUCUACAUUUUGCCAACACUUUACUAAU
Lolium perenne is the source of this 2518-nucleotide messenger RNA. NCBI's taxonomy places the organism in Eukaryota, Viridiplantae, Streptophyta, Magnoliopsida, Poales, Poaceae. The record is from RefSeq and is a predicted model, not a curated record.